AGGGCCAGAGGAAGAGUGUAGUUGUGAAGACAUGUCGAGGAGUGCAGAAGCAGCUACAGACUCUGAUAGUAAGAGAAAAAGCUCACAGCGCCGGGGCCUGGUAAAAGCACCAGAUUUUCGUUAUUUCCAGCCUCGGUAUUUCACAACUGCUGAGGUCGCUAAACACAAAGAAGAGGACGAUCUCUGGGUAUCUUACCUUGGACAUGUGUACGAUCUAACGCCACUGGCAAAGGAGUACAAAGGAGACAUACUGCUGAAACCCAUUGCAGAAGCAGCAGGGACGGAUAUCAGCCAUUGGUUUGAUGCGAAGACAAAAGACAUCAGCAAGCACGUAGAUCCACUAACCAAUACUCUGAGAUACCACACCCCGUGGGGCCGCUUCAUCCAUAUUCCACCCCAGUUGCCCUGUUCGGAUUGGGCGACUGAUUAUGGUAAGCCUUGGUGGCAGGGGACUCAAUAUAUGGUGGGGCGACUGAUCUCUAAGACCCGGCACAUCCGCCUCAUUAACGUGCUCACCGGACAAGACCACGUAUUGGAGGUUGGCACCCUGGAAACCAUGUGGGAAAUCGCACACCGAUUCCUCACUUAUAAUGCACAUGCUGCCAGCUACACAUGGAAAUAUGAUGGGAGGAUACUGAACAUGGACCGUACUCUGGAAGAAAAUGGGAUCUACAAUGAGGAGGAUGACUUUGAACUUCUCAAAAUGGACGACCCCCUUUACUUGCCUGCAAUAAUGCUUCAUUUCAACGAUGAUCUCACCGAGUUAUAAGAAAGAAGAUGGAGGCACAUGCAGACUCAAGAUGCAUUUGGGGUUUCUGUGAUCUCUAUGAAAAACAUUGGGCUGGGGGGGAGGGGGUUCUUUGGAUUUAAGCCCUUAUUCCACUCUGGGAACUGACAUAUGA
Erinaceus europaeus (western European hedgehog) is the source of this 902-nucleotide messenger RNA. Its product is annotated as cytochrome b5 domain-containing protein 1-like. The record is from RefSeq and is a predicted model, not a curated record. Bases 32 to 769 code for a protein of 245 amino acids. The transcript has a single exon. NCBI's taxonomy places the organism in Eukaryota, Metazoa, Chordata, Mammalia, Eulipotyphla, Erinaceidae.